Asparagus officinalis (garden asparagus) is the source of this 1103-nucleotide messenger RNA. RefSeq names its product clumping factor B-like. The coding region runs from base 76 to 1032 and encodes 318 amino acids. Lineage: Eukaryota; Viridiplantae; Streptophyta; Magnoliopsida; Asparagales; Asparagaceae. The transcript has 4 exons. The record is from RefSeq and is a predicted model, not a curated record.
CUGCAGAAACCACAAGAUAUAUACCUUGAGUCUAUAGAGGUAUAUCAAGAAUACUUACUAUUCUUCGAAUUCUGAAUGGCUUGCUCACACUCAAUGGCUGAUCGAGUCUUAGUUUCUGGAUUGGAGAAAGUGGAGGUUGAAGAAGCUCGGAAAACUACGAAAGUGGAGGGAGGCAUGAAACGGGACGGGGACGGCUCUGGAUCAGGGUCAGACACUGGAGACAACUCUGACAUGGGAAGUGAAAGCUCAGAUGGAGAAUUGAAAGAAGCAAAGAAAAAGGGUCUUAAGGACAAAAUCAAAGAAGAACAAAACAAAGCGAAAUGUAACAGUCCUGACUCUAAGUCUGGGUCCAGUGAGGAUUGUAGUUCAGGAUCUGAGUCAGAUUCCAAAAUGGCAAGUGAGAAAGAUGAUUCAAAAUUAACAAGCGCAAAUACAGAGAAAAUGAAGAAGCAGAUGCAGCAAAAGAAGAAGAAAAUUUUGAAAAUAUCAGAUGAAGGGAAGGAAAAGACUUCCUCCACAGUUGCAGCAGAGGUUCAAGGAAAAGAAAUGAAGAAAAUUAAAGAGAAACAAAGCAAGAAGAAGAAGAGUCAAAUACUUGCUGACUCUGAUUCUGAAUCUAAAUCUGACUCUGGUGCUGACUCCAAGUCUGACUCUGAGUCAGUCGCUGAGUCUAAGUCGGAUUCUGAAUCCAAAUCUGAUUCUGGUCCUGACUCUGACUCGGAUUCCAAAUCUGACUCAGCUGCAGAGUCUAAGUCUGAUUCAGACUCCAAAUCUGAUUCUGGUCCUGAUUCAGACUCUGACUCUGAUUCUGAUUCCCAAGCUGAGUUGUCGAAAUCCAAGAAACAUAGUUCCAAGGAAAAAGGUAAAAGGAAGAAGAGGGGAGUCAAGGGACUGGAGAACAAAAACAAGAUCAUAACCAACACCAAGAUGGAUGAAUCGACUGCAACCAAGGAUCAAACAGAGAUGGCAACUAUUGAAGAAAGGAUGAAGGAGGAGAUCAAGUGCAAUGAAGUGAAGAACACUGAGGAGUAAAUUGGGCAGGCAAAGACGAAACUCAAUAUCCAUUAUAAUGAUAUUAUAUGUGAUGUUUAUGUUUAUGUGUA